UUUUUGUAUCUUUUCGGUGUUCAGCACUUUGAAUCAAAUCAUAUGGCUAAUUCACUCCACACUUGUUCAUCUUCAUCCACCACUACUGCUCGUCUAAACCUCAGAGCUCCAUCUCUCGCAUUAUCCGAUUCUCCGGGUUCGGAUUCCGGUCUCAGAUCCAUAUCAUUUCCUCUCAAGUCUUUGAAAUUCUCGACAAGACAAGUAAUAAAACCACCGCAUAGAACAACAACAAAGUUGGUAGUAAAAGCAACGGAAGUAGAUAUCUCUCUAAGCCCAAAAGUCAAUUCCAUUAAGCCUUCCAAAACGAUAGCCAUAACUGACCAGGCCACAGCUCUCGUUCAAGCUGGUGUCCCCGUUAUUCGCUUAGCUGCUGGUGAACCUAAUUUCGAUACUCCUGCUCCUAUAGCUGAGGCCGGGAAGAAUGCGAUUCGUGAAGGAUACACAAGGUACACACCGAAUGCCGGGACUGUAGAAAUCCGGCAAGCCAUUUGUCACAAGCUGAAGGAGGAAAAUGGGAUCUCAUACACGCCUGAUCAGAUUUUGGUUAGCAAUGGAGCCAAGCAGAGUACCGUGCAAGCCGUCAUGGCAGUUUGUUCGCCUGGAGAUGAGGUUAUAAUUCCAGGUCCAUUUUAUGUAAGUUACCCAGAAAUGGCAAGGAUGGCUGAUGCAAAACCUGUGAUUCUUCCAACAAAAAUCUCUGAAAAUUUUCUUUUGGAUCCAAAGGCCCUUGAAUCCAAACUCACAGAAAAGUCAAGACUGCUUAUUCUUUGUUCUCCAUCCAACCCAACAGGAUCUGUUUACCCCAAGAGAUUGCUGGAAGAGAUUGCUCAAAUCGUAGCAAAGCAUCCCCGGCUUCUGGUGCUGUCUGAUGAAAUUUAUGAACACAUAAUUUAUGCUCCAGCAACUCAUACGAGCUUUGCUUCUUUGCCAGGCAUGUGGGAGAGGACUUUGACAGUCAAUGGAUUUUCGAAGACCUUUGCGAUGACUGGUUGGAGACUUGGUUAUCUUGCUGGUCCAAAACACUUUGUGUCGGCAUGUGGAAAGAUCCAGAGUCAGUUCACUUCAGGAGCUAGUAGUGUAUCACAGAAAGCAGGAGUUGCCGCACUAGGACUGGGUUAUGCUGGUGGGGAAGCUGUUUCUAUUAUGGUAAAAGCAUUCAGGGAGCGUCGGGAUUUCUUGGUUAAAAGCUUUGGAGAAUUGGAAGGUGUCAAGAUAUCAGAACCCAAGGGAGCUUUCUAUCUCUUCAUUGAUUUCAGCUCUUACUAUGGAACUGAGGCUGAAGGAUUUGGUAAAAUUGAUAAUUCAGAGUCCCUCUGCCGAUAUUUGCUGGACGAGGGUCAGGUUGCACUAGUCCCAGGAGAUGCAUUCGGGGAUGACAGCUGCAUCCGUAUUUCUUAUGCAGCAUCCCUCACAACCAUUAAGGCAGCCGUAGAGAGAAUUAAGAAAGCACUUCUCCCUCUGAGGCGGGCCGUCCCUGUUUGAUGUAGAUAAUUACUCUACUACUAGUUGUUCCUUUCUUAGCUUCCAAAAUGUUUAUUGCAAUAAUUAGUUUGGGGAAAAAGGAUGACACGUCGGUCAUCUUGAUUCAAUUGCCUUUUUUUUUUUUUUUUUUUUGGCUCCAGCUGGAGUUUGUAUUUGAUGGUAAAAGUGCAAAAGUGGAUAAACUUGGACAUUGGCUUUGUAUGACGUUUUCAGUGAUGUAUCAAAAAUGUUUAUAAUGAUGUAAUUGAAAAGUAAUUGAAUAAAAUUCAGGUUGUGUGUGACACUGCCAUGCCAUCGUUGGCAAUUGGCGUUUUCUUGUUU
Molecule: messenger RNA, 1803 nt
Organism: Quercus robur (English oak)
Lineage: Eukaryota; Viridiplantae; Streptophyta; Magnoliopsida; Fagales; Fagaceae
Product: bifunctional aspartate aminotransferase and glutamate/aspartate-prephenate aminotransferase-like
Exons: 10
Coding region: 43-1482 (479 amino acids)
Biological process (GO): biosynthetic process
Molecular function (GO): pyridoxal phosphate binding; catalytic activity
Source: RefSeq, a predicted model, not a curated record